This is a messenger RNA of Lipotes vexillifer (Yangtze River dolphin), 2267 nucleotides long. RefSeq names its product ETS proto-oncogene 1, transcription factor (gene ETS1). The coding region runs from base 334 to 1659 and encodes 441 amino acids. Gene Ontology annotation, biological process: regulation of transcription by RNA polymerase II; cell differentiation. NCBI's taxonomy places the organism in Eukaryota, Metazoa, Chordata, Mammalia, Artiodactyla, Lipotidae. The record is from RefSeq and is a predicted model, not a curated record. Gene Ontology annotation, molecular function: sequence-specific DNA binding; DNA-binding transcription factor activity, RNA polymerase II-specific. The transcript is spliced from 8 exons. Gene Ontology annotation, cellular component: nucleus.
AGUCGGCUCCGGAGAGCGAGGGCGAGGGCGAGCGCAGGCGGCUUGCCCGCGGAGAGGAGGGAGCCGGGCCAGGACUAGGAGGUAGCCGGCGGGGCGCAGGCGAGGCGGGCACCCGGCGCGCGCACUUUCCCGCAAAGUGCCAACUACCCGGGAGAGAGUUCCGGCCGCUCACCUUCUGGGCGCCGGGGAAAGUCAGCGGGAAUUUGAGAUUUUAGGAAAGAAGGUCCGAUCCCCCGUCCCCUGUCCCUUGUUACUUAUCCCCAUUAAAAAGAGAAACAACAAGAAUAACAGCAAACUUGCUCUAGUCCCGUCUGUCCCCCCACUCCUGGCACCAUGAAGGCGGCCGUCGAUCUCAAACCGACUCUCACAAUCAUCAAGACGGAAAAAGUGGAUCUGGAGCUUUUCCCAUCCCCGGAUAUGGAAUGUGCAGAUGUUCCACUCUUAACUCCAAGCAGCAAAGAAAUGAUGUCUCAAGCCUUGAAAGCUACUUUCAGUGGUUUCUCUAAAGAACAGCAACGCCUGGGAAUUCCAAAAGACCCCCGGCAGUGGACAGAGACCCAUGUUCGGGACUGGGUGAUGUGGGCCGUCAAUGAGUUCAGCCUAAAGGGUGUGGACUUCCAGAAGUUCUGUAUGAACGGGGCAGCCCUCUGCGCGCUGGGGAAAGACUGCUUUCUCGAGCUGGCUCCAGACUUCGUUGGGGACAUCUUGUGGGAGCAUCUGGAGAUCCUGCAGAAAGAGGAUGUGAAGCCGUACCAAGUUAAUGGAGUCAACCCUCCCUACCCAGAGUCGCGCUAUACCUCGGAUUACUUCAUUAGCUACGGUAUCGAGCAUGCCCAGUGUGUCCCUCCGUCGGAGUUUUCCGAGCCCAGCUUCAUUACAGAGUCCUACCAGACCCUCCAUCCCAUCAGCUCGGAGGAGCUCCUCUCCCUCAAGUAUGAGAACGACUACCCCUCGGUCAUCCUCCGGGACCCUCUGCAGACGGACACCUUGCAGACUGACUACUUUGCCAUCAAACAAGAAGUGGUGACCCCAGACAACAUGUGCAUGGGGAGGACCAGUCGUGGCAAGCUCGGGGGCCAGGACUCCUUUGAGAGCAUAGAGAGCUACGAUAGCUGCGACCGCCUCACGCAGUCCUGGAGCAGCCAGUCAUCCUUCAACAGCCUGCAGCGCGUCCCGUCCUACGACAGCUUCGACUCAGAGGACUACCCAGCCGCCCUGCCCAACCACAAGCCCAAGGGCACCUUCAAAGACUAUGUGCGUGACCGUGCUGACCUCAACAAGGACAAGCCUGUCAUCCCUGCUGCGGCCCUGGCUGGCUACACAGGCAGUGGACCAAUCCAGCUGUGGCAGUUUCUUCUGGAAUUACUCACCGAUAAAUCCUGUCAGUCUUUUAUCAGCUGGACUGGAGAUGGCUGGGAAUUCAAGCUUUCUGACCCAGAUGAGGUGGCCAGGAGAUGGGGAAAAAGGAAAAACAAACCUAAGAUGAAUUAUGAGAAACUGAGCCGUGGCCUUCGCUACUAUUAUGACAAAAACAUCAUCCACAAGACGGCGGGGAAACGCUAUGUGUACCGUUUUGUGUGUGACCUGCAGAGCCUCCUGGGGUACACGCCCGAGGAGCUGCACGCCAUGCUGGAUGUCAAGCCCGACGCCGAUGAGUGAUGGACACCAAGGGGCCGGAGAAACUCAGCCGAGACAUUUCAAAGAACAACCAUGUUGGUCGGACUCUUGAUUUUUAAUUGUUAUUCUAUUUUUAAUUUUCCAGAACUCAUUGUUUUACAUUCAGGGGUGGGGGCUAAGUAAGCUGCAGCUAUAAUCAAUUGUUCGCCGUUGGAAGAGGAGAGCCAGGACUUGUGGGGUGGGCGGGACGGGAAAUUCUUGAGCUGAUUUUCAGGAGAGAGACAAGGGCCUUCUUAGAAGCUUGAAUGAUCUGGCUUAAGGGAGGAAGAGACUAACGUGUCCACACAAUCAUUUUUUUAAAAAAAAUCAUCCACAAAAAAAUAAUGUGUCUUGAGUUACGGACCUAUUAGCAAAAGAAAUUGAUGCAUCAGGAGUCAUGAGACUAAUAAAAGGCAAUUAAUUUCCUUUUGUUGUUAGGUCUGGGAGGGCGAAAGAGAGGGAGGUGGGGUAAAGCCUUUUUUUGGGGGAUGCACUAAAAACCAAGGACUAUUUACCUUUUAUUCUACUUUCCAAACAAAGAUGGACUUCAGUGGGGAGGGACCAAAACUGUUUUUGUGUUAAAAUUUAUUCUAUUAAAUUUUGUGCCAGUA